Prorocentrum cordatum is the source of this 612-nucleotide messenger RNA. The record is from the annotation of a GenBank genome assembly. Lineage: Eukaryota; Dinophyceae; Prorocentrales; Prorocentraceae.
AUGCAGGAUCCGACGAUUGGCGGGUGGCAGGCCAUGAAACGGAUCGGUCGGUACCUCGUAGGUACCCCGAGGCUGGUGGUCGAGUAUCCACGGCAGGCAGAUCGGCGAGUUGCUCAAGUCUAUACGGACAGUGACUUCGCAGGCUGCCUGAGAACACGUAAGUCUACUUCAUCGUGGACGGUGAUGAUUGGGAAGCAUUGGAUUAGAAGCAGCUCGACAACCCAAGGGUUCAAUGCUCUAUCUACUGGAGAAGCGGAGUUCCACGCGCUGGUGAAGGGCGGCAGUAUCGGGCUCGGCCUCAAGACUCUCGCAAAGGACAUGGGUGUAGACCUCGAGAUCGUGCUGAAGCGCGACGCGACGGCGGGCAGGGGCAUCGCAGAACGUCGUGGAGUCGGACGAGCUCGACACCUAUAUACACCUCUGCCGUGGCCGCAGAGGGCUGUGCAGCAGAAGAAGCUGCGCGUCAACAAGAUCGCAGGUCUCGAGAACAUCAGUGACAUCGGUACGAAGCACCUGGACGGGCCCCUGAUUAAGAAGUUCCUGGCGGCGAUGGGGUUCGCGGCGAGAGCAGGUCGGAGCCGACUGGCCCUGCGGGCAGCGCUGGAUGGAUGA